UUGGAAGCGCUCAGGAGACUCCGUGUGCCUCACUUUGAAUGCUGCAUGUUGACUUUUCAUUCAGAGUCGGUGCAUCUAUGUGCACUUAGAUCUCGUAGACUUGUUUUCUGUCUGCCUUUUUUAUUAAGGUUUCCUGACUUAUUGUUUAACCCUCUCGCUGCUUUGGAAGAAGAAAAGUUGUCUCCGAGGUGAGGGAUAAUUGGAUGCUUGUACGUGCAAAUACACAAGCCGGUUAAAUGUCAAUGCUAUCCUCCAGCAGCUUAAAGACUGAGUUAGACUGACGAUAUUUGCGGAAAUGAACACCUCACAUCUUCAUGGACUGCAUCAUUCUUUUAGAAACCACAGCCAGGGUGCUUUACCCGUUGGUAAGGUUGCUCAGGGUGAGAGAGAAUCUGCAUCUGGAUGCUAUGAGCAACUGCUCAUCUCCACAGAGGUCUUCCUCACACUUGGACUCGUGAGUCUCCUGGAGAACAUUCUGGUGAUCGCAGCCAUCGUCAAGAACAAGAACCUUCAUUCUCCAAUGUAUUUCUUUAUCUGCAGUCUGGCCGUGGCAGACCUGCUGGUCAGUGUCUCCAAUGCCUCGGAAACGGUGGUCAUCGCGCUCAUCACAGGGGGCAACCUGACCAAUCGUGAGAGCAUCAUCAAGAACAUGGACAACAUUUUCGAUUCUAUGAUCUGCAGCUCGCUGCUAGCGUCCAUUUGGAGUUUGUUAGCUAUCGCCGUGGACCGUUACAUCACCAUCUUCUAUGCCUUGCGCUACCACAACAUCAUGACCCAGCGGCGGGCGGGCAUCAUUAUAACCUGCAUCUGGACCUUCUGCACCGUCUCCGGGGUGCUCUUUAUUGUUUAUUCUGAGAGCACCACCGUUCUCAUCUGCCUUAUUAGCAUGUUUUUCACCAUGCUGGCUCUCAUGGCCUCGCUCUACGUCCACAUGUUUCUCCUUGCCCGGCUGCACAUGAAACGCAUUGCUGCCCUCCCUGGUAAUGCCCCUAUCUGGCAGGCGGCGAACAUGAAGGGGGCCAUCACCAUUACUAUCCUUCUCGGGGUGUUUGUGGUUUGCUGGGCUCCUUUCUUCUUGCACCUUAUCCUCAUGAUCUCAUGCCCCCGUAACCCAUACUGUGUCUGCUUUAUGUCCCAUUUUAACAUGUAUCUCAUUCUGAUGAUGUGCAACUCGGUCAUUGACCCUCUCAUCUAUGCCUUCAGGAGCCAAGAAAUGAGAAAGACCUUUAAGGAGAUUUGCUGCUGUUGGUACGGACUAACCUCUCUCUGUGUCUAAGCUUGUGCACUCUGUACUAUCAUACAAAGAGAAAAUGCAGUAAAUACACUGUGAAAACUAAUGACUUAUGAACUAAAACAAGUCUUUUGAACUGUGUACUGUGAAUUGGGUGAAUAAUGAAGUUUGAAGACAAAUUUUAAAUGAAUUAAAAUUUUAAAAUGCCAGUUUUCUAUAUUUAUUGUAUCUUAUAUAUUAUACGUUUAUUUCUAAGUAUUGUGUGUAACCGCUGUGAGAUUUUAUAAGAUGGUGGGAAGUUGUUUAAGGCUAAAUUCUAUAUGCCUUUUAACACGAUACCUAGCAACCAGCGAUGGAUGAUGCUGAGCAUGUAUGUGAUCUAAUGACAGCACAUUGCUUUUUUGUAUGAUGAGUGUGCGCACCUCAUCUGUCACCCGCGGCAAGCAGCACAGAAAUGUAAUAAUAUGACUGUGCUGCUGACAAUACAAAAAUCCACCUGAAAGAAGAUAGAGAGAAAACAGGCACAGCAGCGAGCUCAUGCUAAUCACCCAAGUACUCAGUUUCUAGUCAAAUGUAAAUAUAUUUCAACUGAGAUGAUUUUUAUCAUUUAUCUUAUCUGCUGAAUGAGUUACAUUUAAUAUGCAAGAUCUCACAGUAUUCAAAAGCAUUUUGUGAGAGAGGAUUCCUGGGGCUGGUUGUGUGUGGUUUUGAUUUAACAACUCUAAUUAUGUUGGUCCUUCACUUUACAUCAGUUCUCCAGCUUGAAGACCGUUACAGCACAAGAAAUGUAUUAAGUGUUUACCAUGCUUAUUUAUAUAUAUGUAAUAUUAUAUAUAAGUUAAGAUUAUUUUUUAUUUUUUAAUGCCUAUGGUGACAGUAAAGCAACAUCAAUAUGAGUAAUUAUGCAUCAAUGAUUUUUACUUUAUUAUUCAAUUACAUAAAUACAAAUACACGCACACACACACACACACACGCGUAUAUGGGUCAUUCUACAAAAAAGGUGGAAAUGCUUGUCCCUUGCUUUUGCAGACCCCUUGAUCAUUUAAUUUGACCCAAUAAUCCCAUAAUGAUAUAUAUUUAAUAAAUAUAGACUGUCCUUAACAUGAUGAGAAAGUUUAUUUAUGUACUUUUCUUUUUUUCCCAAUUUUUAAAUGUCUGGUCCUGAAAAUUGCCCUGUCCCUUUGAUUAUACAUGGAAGUUGAACUGUGUACUUAUUAUUUAAAAACAUGUUUUUUAUAAAACAAAUCUAAUUUACAUUUACCUUUAACCCUGUAUGAAUUUACUACAACACUGAAAUGGUAAAAAAAUACACUAUUAAUAUGAAUAAUAUCAAAUAAACAUUUGUCCCCCAAAUUUAUGUCAUUGGUGUUACCCUACCCAAAGCACCUUUAUUUUGAAACAAUGCAUCAGCUCUUUGAAGUUUUUCUUGGGGCAAGAGAUCAGUGGAAGAAGUGCAAUGAGGGAAGGCAAAAAGGUUUUUGAGAUGUCUUACCUUAUUUGUCUAAAAUAUCAUGAUAUAUCUAUGAAUUUUGAGAUAAGAUUUUUUGGAUGUCAUGAGUGUUACUCUUUUUAUUAUAGCUGGGAGUGUUAAGAUCUUUACCUAAAAAUACAUAAUACUGAAAUGGCACAUGGCUAAUGGCGGCCAUUUUGUUAAAAUAUUAGUUUUUUUUGUGUAAAUUGUCCAUUGGUGUUACCAUCAUUGGUGUUACCGUCAUUAGUGUUACUUCUCUAAUGAGUACUUUUUAUAUUCUAAUUUUGUCAUUGGUGUAACAUUGUGUCAUUGGUGUUAAACCAAGUUUUGGUGUUAUGAAUGUAUUUUCUUGUACUUUUUAGUAAUUUUUCUCAGUCUUUUCUUGCUGUUAUCAUUCCUCUACUCAACUUUUAACUAAAUACACAAGCUGUAAUGAGAAAAAAUAUUUAGUAUCAACAUUAAUGUUGUUUAAAUAACAGUAACACCAAUGACAAAUAAAUGACUCAUGGAUUCUUUAUUAAAAUGUAUUAAAAAGUUAGAUUAAGCUCCCCGUUUAAUUAAUUAAUGCUAUUAAAGAUGUUUUGGGUAUAUUGAAAGAAGUUAAUUUAAGCAAAUUUCCAUCACCUGAAUUCCACCUUUUCUGUAGAAUGACCCAUAUAUAUUGUGUUAAAACAACAAAUUUUGUGUCUAAUAUCUAGACACAUAUUUGUGUUAUCAUUGGAACAACACAUUUUAACACACUGUGUAUAUAUA
Messenger RNA from Paramisgurnus dabryanus, 3455 nucleotides. It is a transcript of the gene mc4r, whose product is annotated as melanocortin 4 receptor. Gene Ontology annotation, cellular component: membrane. Gene Ontology annotation, biological process: G protein-coupled receptor signaling pathway. NCBI's taxonomy places the organism in Eukaryota, Metazoa, Chordata, Actinopteri, Cypriniformes, Cobitidae. Gene Ontology annotation, molecular function: melanocortin receptor activity. The record is from RefSeq and is a predicted model, not a curated record.